Messenger RNA from Penicillium roqueforti, 960 nucleotides. RefSeq names its product BTB/POZ domain-containing protein. NCBI's taxonomy places the organism in Eukaryota, Fungi, Ascomycota, Eurotiomycetes, Eurotiales, Aspergillaceae. Gene Ontology annotation, molecular function: protein binding. The record is from RefSeq and is a predicted model, not a curated record. The coding region runs from base 1 to 960 and encodes 319 amino acids. The transcript has 4 exons.
AUGUUGUCCAAGAGAACACCAGAGACUCCAAUUCCUGGCCGGUAUCGCGCGGCAAAAGCUUCAGCUUUCACGCUCCAGUCGCGCCGGGUUCCUCGCGACAGAACCAAAGAUCGAGUGCCUAAGGACAAAGAGCGAGAGAACUCUGGCUCUGGAUCUGGUUCCGGCUCAAUUCGGAGUAAGACUCGACGACUUGAGCAGCGUCGAAGAUUCGACAAACCCCCAGACGUAACAACACCCCCAACAAGUCCAAUAGUAAUGCUCCGCGUGGGCCCCGAAAACCGCCUCUUCGCCGCCCACGAAGCCAUCCUCUGCGCAUCGCCCUUCUUUGCCACGCACUGUACAGCCCAAACACCGGACCCGAAUGCGCCACGGCCUAGACUCCCCCUCCAACCGGCAAGCAAACGCAUUGACCUCCCAGACGAGCAAGCCGAAGUUUUCUCCUGCGUCCUCGAGUACCUCUACAAGGGCGACUACUACCCGCGGCUGCGACACAACAGCCGAACUCAGACAUGGGAGCUGGAGGACGCCGAUGCCGGCGUUGGCGCAGGCGCCAGUGGAGAAUUGGGACAGGCGACGGCGACGGUGUUUCAUCAUCGAGCGCAGGGGGUGAUAUUACGGGAUACGGCUAUUUACUGCGCAGCAGAGAAAUACAAACUCCCCCGUCUCCAGCGUCUCGCGCUGCGUAAACAGGGCCUGCACACUGGGAUCCAGUGCAGCACGAUACUUGCAAGUGCUCGGUUCGUGUACGAAAACACGCCGGAUACGGAGUCGAAGCUGCGGGCGCAUUACCUUGCGCUGAUUGUGCGGUCGCGGAGCACUUUUAUGCGCAGUGGAACUAUGCAGGCGGAGAUGGAGCGUGGGGGGAAAUUGUUUUUUGAUCUGUUUGUUGCUUUGUGUAAUCAUAUGGAUGACCCUACUGGUCAGUCGGUUGAUAGUUCAGCUGUUACCACUCAUUGUUAG